AUGUCUUAUUUCUUCCCACGCCGGCAACCUCCUCAGACUCUCGAGCUAAACGGCCAUGAGAUUCUUGCAACCGAGGUUGAGCUACUAGAUCCACGUCGAACAGUAUAUCGUUUCAAACUUAAACCGGGCUCAUAUCGGUAUCCAAUUCCAGAAGGAGCCAUCUCUAUCAUCGUUAAACAACAAAAAGAGGACUGGGAGGAAGAGUUUAAGGAUGAAGAGAUAGCCUACAAAAAAUUAGAGGCGCUUCAAGGAACGGUGAUCCCAUACUUCUAUGGCCAUGGUUACUUCGAUGGGCUACCUGCGCUUAUAUUAUCCGAUAUCAAUGGGAUUCCUCUGAGCGAUUUGGCUCGCAGCAAUGACGAGGUUCCGGAGGAUGUGUUGAAAGCUUAUCUGGAGAAAGUUUUCAAACAGUUUUCCAAGUAUGGAGCGUUAUAUCGAGACCAGAAACUGGAUAACUUUUUAUUGUGUGUUGACAAAGUCAUGGCUGUUGAUCUCGAGCGGGUUGAGUUUCCAGAUCAGUUUCGUCCAUGGCACCCUCUUGUCAACAAGGGGGGACCGAGAUCUUUGAUGGAAGAUUUCGAAUACACGCGAAAUCCCAGGCGUAAAUCAUCUCCGCUUGACUUUUGGAUCUCUGGAAAUGAUACGAGUGCAUCACAGCUGGCUAGUUGA
This is a messenger RNA of Aspergillus nomiae NRRL 13137, 669 nucleotides long. RefSeq lists its product as uncharacterized. Bases 1 to 669 code for a protein of 222 amino acids. The transcript has 2 exons. The record is from RefSeq and is a predicted model, not a curated record. Lineage: Eukaryota; Fungi; Ascomycota; Eurotiomycetes; Eurotiales; Aspergillaceae.